This is a messenger RNA of Helianthus annuus (common sunflower), 1465 nucleotides long. Its product is annotated as protein trichome birefringence-like 34. The coding region runs from base 5 to 1243 and encodes 412 amino acids. NCBI's taxonomy places the organism in Eukaryota, Viridiplantae, Streptophyta, Magnoliopsida, Asterales, Asteraceae. The record is from RefSeq and is a predicted model, not a curated record. Gene Ontology annotation, cellular component: Golgi apparatus. The transcript is spliced from 5 exons. Gene Ontology annotation, molecular function: O-acetyltransferase activity.
GACCAUGAUCCAUUGUUGUAUAUUCAUCUUCUUCCUUGGAGGAUUAGCAACUGUUAGCUUCUAUAAAAACAAUAAACAAGAAGUUGCAAUGCACAACAUUGCUGUUACUCUUUCAAAUGCAUUUACAAAUAACAAUACUGAUACACGAGUUUUUGAUCAUCAGGUAUCACCAUCCUCAACAGCCACCUGUGAUUUGUUCUCCGGCAGAUGGGUACUCGAUAACACGAGUCAUUAUCCUUUGUAUAAAGAACAACAGUGUCCUCGUCUCGAAGAUACGUUUGCUUGCCAAACUUAUGGUAGAAAGGAUUCCAAGUAUCUGCAUUGGAAGUGGCAACCACAUGGCUGCGACUUCCCUAGGUUUGAUGGGAAAGCAAUAGCAGAGAGAUUAAGGGGUAAAAGACUAUUGUUUGUGGGAGAUUCUCUAAACAGAAAUCAAUGGAAUUCAAUGAUUUGCAUGCUCUACUCAUCCAUCCCAGGGGUCAAGACGGCUGGUGGAGGUCUCAGUGGUCUCUUGCGCACUUUCAGGGCCGCUGACUACAAUAUCUCAGUUGAUUUCUACUGGGCUCCGAUGCUAGUUGAAUCUUUGGGCGAUAGUCCAACAAACCAUCACACUGAUAAUAGAAUUGUUAGAAUUAAAUCCAUUGAAAAACAUGCUAGACAUUGGAUUGAUGCAGAUAUACUCAUCUUUAAUUCCUUUCAUUGGUGGAGAUCACCGGUAGUGAAACUCUUAAAGAGUGGUGGAUCUUUGUUGGAUGACCCUAAUCAAGAGUAUGAAGAAGUUGAUAGUCUUAGCGCGUACAAGAUGGGUCUCAAAACGUGGUCUAAUUGGGCACAGACCCAUAUUGAUCCUUUGAAAACCAAGUUAUUUUUCAUGGGUGCUACAGCAACUCAUUCGAGGGCUAAGGAUUGGGGUGGCACGAAUAAGUGGAACUGCUAUGGGGAGACGGAACCAGUGAUGGAUGACGGAUUUUGGGAAAGCGGAACAAAUUCAAAAAUGUUGAGUAUACUGGAUUCAUCGUUGAGAAAAUUAAAAGAGACAGGAGUAAAUAUACAGAUUAUAAACAUAACACAACUAACACAAUGCAGAAAAGAUGGGCACACUACUGUUUACAGGAAACAAUGGCGUCCCUUAACUGACGAGCAAAAGAAGAACCCGGGACUUGCUUCAGAUUGUUCCCACUGGUGUCUUCCUGGGGUUCCUGAUAUUUGGAAUGAGCUUCUCUUGGCUUACAUUUUCCGAUAACAAAAUCCAACGGGAGAUUUGUAAAAUUGUUAAGAAACAAAGGAAAUGAAGAAUACAAUUGUCAUUAUGUAUCGUAUACAAGUAUGUUGAUCACUUUAAACAUUUGUUUCUAUACAUUUAUGUAUUCCAGGCAUUAAUCCUGGAAAUUGUUUGUUUUAAGAAGGUUGACACUUUACAGAAACUUAUACUUCAUUUUCGUGCCAGGAGCACUUGAUCCCUUCA